AUGGCGUCGACAAUCACGUUGGUCGUUCAACCCCGGGGUAAACCCAUUAGGAAGCUUCCAAAGGAACUUCAGAUUGGUCCCAAUGCUUCUACACAAGAAAUCUAUAACUCACUCGCGGAAGCUUCGGGCUUCCCCAUCCACCGUUUGAGGAUCACCAAGGGAAGCGACCGAACAGUUGUCCCCAAUUCAAAAGGCACAAGUGUCAAUGAUAUUGGACUCCGGGAUCAGAGUGUAGUUCAUGUCAAGGAUCUGGGUCCCCAGAUUGCAUGGCGCACAGUCUUCAUUAUCGAGUACCUGGGGCCUCUUCUCAUUCCUGCUCUGUUUCUGUUCCCUCUCCGGCCAUAUAUCUACUACAACUUCGACAAGCCUCUACCCGAGCCUUCCAACCUGCAGCUACUGGUCUGCGGGCUCCUAAUCGUGCACUUCACCAAACGCGAGCUCGAGACUCUCUUUAUCCAUCGUUUCAGCAAUGCCACGAUGCCCGCCCGUAACAUCUUCAAGAACAGCGCUCACUACUGGGUUCUUGCCGGCUUCAACAUCGCGUACUGGGUUUUCCGCCCGGACGCGGCUGCUGCCACCAGCAAAACCAACCCAGCCCUCCUCUACAGCGGUAUUGCCCUUUUCAUCUUCGGCGAGCUGGCCAACUUGAAUGCACAUCUGGUGCUUCGCGACCUGCGUCGACCAGGUACCACCGAGAGGGGCAUUCCGUCCGGCUUCGGAUUCAACCUUGUGACUUGCCCCAAUUACUUGUUCGAGAUCAUUGCCUGGAUUGGCAUCUAUCUGGCCAGCGGAAUGAGUUGGAGUGUCUUGUUUUUCAUCACUAUUGGAGGUGCUCAAAUGGCUAGCUGGGCCGCUAAGAAGGAACGCCGCUAUCGCAAAGAGUUCGGUGACAAGUACAAGCGCAAGAGGUCUGUCAUGAUUCCUGGAAUCUUCUAA
This is a messenger RNA of Aspergillus thermomutatus, 936 nucleotides long. RefSeq names its product trans-2-enoyl-CoA reductase (NADPH) TSC13. NCBI's taxonomy places the organism in Eukaryota, Fungi, Ascomycota, Eurotiomycetes, Eurotiales, Aspergillaceae. The transcript has 3 exons. Gene Ontology annotation, biological process: very long-chain fatty acid biosynthetic process. Gene Ontology annotation, molecular function: oxidoreductase activity, acting on the CH-CH group of donors. The coding region runs from base 1 to 936 and encodes 311 amino acids. The record is from RefSeq and is a predicted model, not a curated record.